UUCUUGCUUUCCUUUCUUCUUUCUUCAUUACUUCACACAAUUAAAGGAAACUUCAAUAGCAAAUUAAGUUCAUUUGGUUUCAUUACCUCCCGCUCUGCUUCCACUCAAAUAACCUAGACCGAUCACCCUGGAGCAUAUACUCACUAACUAACUAACAAGAAAUCAACGGUCCCAUCACAACAAACAUCUCAUUACAAGUGGUGACGUAUAAUUUUGACCCAAUUACGCGAAGUUCUACACUAGUCGAGUACCAUUUCCAUUCAUUACAUUCAAGGUUUGCUUCAUCCGAGAAUAAGUACUAGAUUUGCGGCGGUUUUAUAUUUUUAUAAUUGCAGUUAAUUUCGGCAUCGAGCUCGUCCAUCAAAGCAACCCCGCUGUUGAACCACAAGACAAUUUAACCAACAACAACACAGGCAGUGUACGCAGCACCAACAAUCCUGGGAUCAAACAACUCAAUCCAAUAAUAAACAACAAUCUUUCAAGAUGGCCCCUCCCAGAAAGACUAGCAAGGCUGCUCCGAAGUUCCAGCCGAAACAAAUGGUAUUCGCCAAAAUGUCAGGAUAUCCCCAAUGGCCAGCAUUCAUAACUCCCGUGGAUCUUAUCCCUAAGUCUGUGAUGAAGGCCAAGAAGAAAUCAACCGAUUACUGUGUCAUGUUCAUCCCCGAUGGCGAUUUCUACUGGGUCACCGACAAGAGUUUAGAACUAUUGACGGCUCAAAAAUUGGAAAAAUCAUUGAAAGAUGUCCCUGAUGAAAUCAAGAAACAAGCAAAGUUGUUGAGAGGGAAAAAGAGGGGAAAACUGAGCAAUAUCAAGGAAGCACUCGCUGCUGCUGAUGGCUUGGAUUUCAAAACUUUCAUCAGAGCCUUUAAUGAAGACGCAGAAGACGACGAGGAUGAAGAGGAGGAAAGUGAAACAGAAGAAAAUGACGAAGUUGGGGAUCCAUCAGCCGAAGUAGCGCAAGAAGCCGAUGACGACCAGACUGGAAACGACGAGGAAGUCGAAGAAGAGGUGAAGGAGGAAGAACAAGAAGAAGUAGAAGAAACAACACAGCGAAAACGAGCAGAGCAACAAGAGGCACAACAAGAGGAGCCGGAACCAUCUAAACCCACCAACAAACCACAAACCCCUCCAGAAAGCAAAAGAAUCAAGCUGGAAACUAGUGAUGAAGAUUCAAGUACAGGAAAAGCAAAACUUACCGAAGAUGAGAAACAGCACCAGUUAUGGAUAUGCCGGAUCAAACUUCAACGAUCACUAAUACAGAGAAAUCAACCAACCACCCCCAAAGAUACCACUGGAUUGAAACCACCCACGGCUGACGAACUCCUGGUGGCUCGAUUGAUAUUGUAUCGAUUGGGCGACUUCCCUGUCAGUAAAGAACUAUUGAAAAAAACCAAAAUUCACAAGGUGUUGAAAUGCAUAUUGAGAGAUCCAGAAUUGGAAUAUCCUGAUAGUUUCAAAUUGCAUGAAAGAUGCGAAGAGUUGUUAUUGAAGUGGGAUCCAAUAGUACAGGCCUUGAAACUAGAAAAGCUGAGCACGCCUCAAAAAGCUGACAACGAUGGAAAAUCCACCACUGUCAACAAUGGAGAGUAUAAGAAAACACAGGAUGAAUCUGAGGGGUCUGGACUUGAACAAACCAUUCUGGAAGUUGAAGCAAAGAAGGAAAAUGCCACAGUAUCGAGCAAAUCUGACUUGAGAGGAAGAACCCCAACUUCGGUCGAAAGUUGAAACCGUAUUCAAAAACCUCCAUUCUUGGUAUAGAUUCGUCAAAAUGGUUGAAAAAUUCCCUUGCAUAGAAGAAAUAUUCCAAUGUGGAUACUCAAGAGUUCUAGAAGUUUGAAAUUAGGUCAACAGUGUGGAUUUCUUAUUUGUAUACCUUAAAUUAUUGUGUCAAGUGUGAUUAUUGUGUGUUAUAACUAAGUAUAUGUAUUAUUAUUAAUAACAAAAAUUUUCUAUUUUCACAGAAAUAAUGUCGUUUACCAUUUUGGCAAACUUUGUCAAGCAAACCCACCCGUAGUAAGCUGCCACAAUUGAAAUUUUUCAAUGCCAGUUUACGCGUAAAUCAUU
Molecule: messenger RNA, 2064 nt
Organism: Spathaspora passalidarum NRRL Y-27907
Lineage: Eukaryota; Fungi; Ascomycota; Pichiomycetes; Serinales; Debaryomycetaceae
Exons: 2
Coding region: 484-1725 (413 amino acids)
Source: RefSeq, a predicted model, not a curated record